CAUUCGGGCGCCUCCGUGCAUGCGCACUGUUUGUUACUGCAUACGGUUUGCAGCGUAUAAACCCAGAGACGGAUUCUAUACUCCAUAGCUACUGAGUUUGCAUCAUUUAAAACCUAGGGGACCAACUAAGGCAGAGUAAGAGAAUAUGCGACUUGCAAUUCUUGCACUCACUCUGGCUAUGCUACUUGCGGCCUCAUCAGCCCACGUACCUGCGGAAAGGCCCUACUAUCCUGCGCCCAAACCGAUUCGUAUUCAGGCUGAACAACCCACCUAUCCUGUGGCCGAGAAUGAGCAGCAGACCCCAGACUCUUCUGCUAUUCAAAUGGGUCAGAUAAAGUGUAGUUACUCUAACUCCUAGGCCUGUACCCCACUCUAUGAACAAUGCUGGUCACCCUCCGAAUGCUGCAGUAAUAUUUGUGAAGUGGUAGUUUUUUUCAACUAUUGUAUCGAUGAACAUUUCUGGGAC
Messenger RNA from Geodia barretti, 466 nucleotides. The record is from the annotation of a GenBank genome assembly. Lineage: Eukaryota; Metazoa; Porifera; Demospongiae; Tetractinellida; Geodiidae.